This is a messenger RNA of Orycteropus afer afer, 381 nucleotides long. It is a transcript of the gene UCN, whose product is annotated as urocortin. The transcript has a single exon. Lineage: Eukaryota; Metazoa; Chordata; Mammalia; Tubulidentata; Orycteropodidae. Gene Ontology annotation, cellular component: extracellular region. Gene Ontology annotation, molecular function: hormone activity. The coding region runs from base 1 to 381 and encodes 126 amino acids. The record is from RefSeq and is a predicted model, not a curated record. Gene Ontology annotation, biological process: negative regulation of feeding behavior.
AUGAGGCAGGCGGGAUGCGCGGCGCUGCUGGCGGCGCUGCUGCUCCUGGCACUGCUGCAGCCGGGGAGCAGCCGCUGGAGCCAGGAGGCGGUGGCAGCCGGGGUCCAGGACCCGAAUCUGCGAUGGAGCCCCGGCACGCGGGGCCAGAGCGGUGGGGCCGGCGCGCUGCUCUUGCUGCUGGCGGAGCGCUUCCCGCACCGCGUGGGGCUGGGUCGAUGGGGAUCCGGGACAGCGGGAGAGCGGCUGCGUCGGGACGACCCCGCGCUGUCCAUUGACCUCACCUUUCACCUGCUGCGGACCCUGCUGGAGCUGGCGCGGACUCAGAGUCAGCGGGAGCGCGCCGAGCAGAACCGAAUUAUAUUCGAUUCGGUGGGCAAGUGA